Molecule: messenger RNA, 6115 nt
Organism: Ornithodoros turicata
Lineage: Eukaryota; Metazoa; Arthropoda; Arachnida; Ixodida; Argasidae
Gene: sl
Product: 1-phosphatidylinositol 4,5-bisphosphate phosphodiesterase gamma-1-like
Exons: 33
Coding region: 398-4195 (1265 amino acids)
Biological process (GO): phospholipid catabolic process; positive regulation of epithelial cell migration; phosphatidylinositol-mediated signaling
Molecular function (GO): calcium ion binding; protein binding; phosphatidylinositol-4,5-bisphosphate phospholipase C activity
Source: RefSeq, a predicted model, not a curated record
GUACCAAACGUACAGGGUAAACUCCAAUUUUUAUGGUUCCAUAGCUCAGCAUUUGUAGCAUGAAAUACUUCAACAACACCGAUAAACAAAGCAGAAGUUUUGCCAUAGCCAUAGUCCAUAGCCAUAGGCUUUAGCCUUUAGCCGUUUAUGCUCUCGGUCGGUGGGUCGGUCUCGCUCGCCGAUUCGCUCCUCCGUACGGCCCGUCGUCCGUACGUGACAUCUCUCUUCCUUUUUGCCUUCGCCGAACCAGCCUUCAUGGAAGUGAAAUGUGCAAUAUUUAUCAGUUCACUCAAUUUAGGAAGAGAGAAAUGAUGUAGGCGUCCAAGAAGUGAACUUGUGUGAACAGCAUCGCCUUGUCGUCUUGUCCUAUGGUCUUGUCCGCGGCGUGUUUCCUGGGAUGGCCGCCCCCAUACAUCAGAACGGCAGCGUACCUGUUGCCUCGUCCUGCUUGCCCGAAAUUGAACAGAUAAUCAGAAAGUUGGAACAUGGAACUUCACUCAUCAAAUUUUACCAGAAAGGCAGGCCAGAAAAAAGGACGUUUUCGAUCAAGUUGGAAACUAGACAAGUGAUAUGGUGGAGACCUGUGACAGGCAGGAGCAUCGAAGAAGGAGCUGUAGAUCUACGUGAAGUCAAAGAAGUUCGUUUAGGACGCUCUUCAAAGAUGUUUGACCGCUGGCCAGAAGAUGCACGGAAAUGGGACCCAGCCCAGUGCUUUGUUGUAUUUUAUGGUAACACAUUCAGGCUCAAGACACUGUCGUGUGUCGCCACCUCGGCCAAGGACUGUGAGCAGUGGAUCCGUGGUAUUCGGCACUUAACUUCUGACACAUUAGCAUCCCCAUACCCUCUACAAGUGGAGCGCUGGCUACGAAAAGAGUUCUAUGGGAUGCAGAAUUUGCGGAAUGUGAUAACCUUAAAAGACCUCAAAGCGUUUUUCCCAAGAGUCAAUUGCAAGUUGUCAACAAACAAGCUCAAAGAACAUUUCCAGGAGGUUGAUACUAAGCGUGCUGGUGAGAUCGGCUUCGAAGGAUUUGCUUCAUUAUACCACAACCUGAUGUAUGAUGAAAAGCUUUUCUCAGAUUAUUUCAAGGCGUAUUCUGCAGAUGGGAGUAAAGUGACCUUACAAGCCUUUCAAAAAUUCCUUGCACAAGAACAAAAGGAUCCCCUGUGCGAGGACGAGAGGGGUGUAAGCAAGUUCAUGCGUGACUACCUCCAAGAUCCACUCCGGGAUGCACAAGAGCCAUUUUUUGAAGUCCCUGAGUUCUUAGACUUCUUGUUCUCAAAACAAAACCAAGUCUGGGACAGUAAGCAUGACCAAGUGAACCAAAACAUGACACUGCCUCUCACGCAUUACUGGGUUGCUUCUUCACACAACACGUACCUCACUGGAGAUCAGGUCAAGAGUGAAUCCUCUACUGAAGCAUAUGCGAGGUGUUUAAGAAUGAGUUGCCGUUGUAUUGAAUUGGACUGCUGGGAUGGCGCCGAUGGGAUGCCCUAUGUUUACCAUGGCCACACAUUGACAACAAAAAUUCGCUUUAUUGAUGUAAUCAAGGCCAUCAAAGAGCAUGCAUUUGUUACCUCAGAGUAUCCAGUCAUCCUCUCUAUUGAGAACCACUGUACAUUACCACAGCAGAGAAAAAUGGCUAACCUCUUUCAAGAAGUUUUUGGCGAAAACUUGCUGACACAACCUAUUGAACGAGACGCAUCAAAAAUGCCAUCACCUGAACAACUGAAGAGGAAGAUCAUAAUCAAGCACAAGAAGCUACCUGAUGGCACAGAUGAGAAGAUGGUAGUCGUACGAAAUGAUGAACCCGGGCAAGACACAGAUGUCAGUAAUGCACUGAAAAAUGGCAUAUUAUAUUUGGAAGAUCCUGUUGACAAGGAAUGGAGACCACACUUCUUUAUGCUGACGCAGAACAGGAUGUACUAUGCUGAAGAGCAGCAGAUGCAAGAUGAUGAAGAAGAAGGAGAAGGAGAAACAUCGUCUUUACAACAGCAGAGAGAGGGUGUUCCUAAUGAAGAGCUCCACUUUGGAGAGAAAUGGUUUCAUGGAAAAUUGGCAGGAGGCAGACUAAAAGCACAAGAACUGCUUCAACAGCAUGCCCACUUGGGUGAUGGCACCUUCUUAGUUCGUGAAAGUGACACCUUUGUCGGCGAUUACUCACUGUCCUUUUGGCGCCAAGGGAAGGUGAACCACUGUCGCAUAAAGUCAAAACAGGAACGAGGCCAGACUAAGUACUAUCUGAUUGACACAGUAGCAUUCGAUACAUUGUACAGCCUCAUCAGCCACUACCAGACACAUCCGUUACGCAGCCAGGAGUUUUACAUGUACCUGAGUGAGCCAGUGCCCCAGCCUAAUAAACACGAAGGCAAAGAGUGGUACCAUCCUAACAUCACACGGAUCCAGUCUGAAGAGCUUCUGAAGAGGGUGAAGUACGACGGCACUUUCAUGGUUCGUCCAAGUGAAAAGGAAGAUUGUUGCUUUGCCAUAUCAUUCAGGGCUGAAAAUAAAAUCAAGCACUGCCGUAUCAAACAGGAAGGACGAUUGUUCCUUAUUGGUUCAGCACAGUUUGAGAGCCUCGUUGAACUGGUUAGCUACUAUGAAAAGCACCCGCUGUACCGGAAAGUCAAGUUAAAAUAUCCAGUGACUGAAGAUGUUAUACGGCGCAUUGGAACGGAGCCAGAAGGAAGUCCAGUUCAUGGGGCAGGGCCUGCAGGUACAUACAUGGAUCCAGACAGCUUUUCGGGUUCUUCUCACGUCACUGUGAAAGCCCUCUACGACUAUCGGGCCCAGCGGGAAGAUGAGCUAUCAUUUUGCAAGCACGCCAUAAUCACGCAUGUGGUUCGUCACGAGGGAGGCUGGUGGAGAGGCAACUAUGGUGGCAAACGUCAGCACUGGUUCCCAGCCAAUUUUGUUGAAGUUAUUGAUGCCCAAGAGAAUCCUGAAGAAGGAGGGUCUGGAGAAGCAACACCUUUAGGCACUUUGCAGAAGGGCAGCAUUGACAUUGUCGGGAGCACUGUUGACAUCCUACAGAGUUGGCCAGCACGUGGUCGUGAGUGGGUUUUUCGCAUUGUCUCUCCUACCCAGUUAAUGCCCAUUGAGAUAGCUGCACCAUCGAGAGAAGAAAUGCACGACUGGGUAUUGAAGAUUCGGGAGACAGCGCAGUCAGCGAAUGAUAUGAUUCAGCAAAGAAGGGAAAUGGAGAGAAGCUUGAGACUUGCUAAGGAACUAUCAAACCUCAUUAUUUAUUGCCGGUCUGUGCAGUUCUGCCCCGAGCGAAUAGGAAGCUUUGCAGAAAUGUCAUCUUUCCCGGAAACCAAGGUUGAGAAGUGGAUAAGUCCCCAGCAUUGCUCAUUCUUCCUCAAGUACCAUCGCCUCCAGUUCAGCCGUGUCUAUCCUAAAGGAAGUCGCAUAGAUUCCUCAAACUAUGAUCCUGUUCACCUGUGGAACUGUGGGUGCCAGAUGGUUGCUCUGAAUUAUCAGACGCCUGAUCGGCCGAUGCAAUUAAAUGAAGGCAGGUUCCUCCAAAACGGAAGGAGUGGAUAUGUUCUUCGACCCGAGUUCAUGCACGAUGAUAGCUAUGAUCCGUAUGAUCGAACCACUCUCACUAAUGUUCAUCCAAUCACACUUUCAUUAAAACUGAUAGCAGGUCGUCACCUUAUGAAGUCUGGUCGUGGUAUCGUCAGUCCAUUCGUAGAAGUUGAAAUUAUAGGAGCAGACUUUGACAACAGCAGGUACAAGACCGGAACUAUACCGGACAAUGGCUUGAACCCUGUGUGGAAUGAAGCACUCAUGUUUGAUGUAUGCAACCCAAGUCUAGCACUCCUUCGCUUUGUAGUCCAGGAUGAAGAUAUGUUUGGUGAUCCAAACUUUCUUGGUCAAGCCACCUACCCAUUGACUUGCCUUAGAACUGGUUACCGCAGCGUUCCUCUCAAGAAUGAAUAUAGUGAAGAGUUAGAAUUGGCAUCUCUGCUUAUUCAUCUUGAAAUCCAUGCGACAAAGGAAGAAGAUGAGGCGUACGUGUUCAUUCAACGGCUACGCGAUGAAAGCCGUGAACUCACACGUGCUCUAGACGAGAGUGAGCGGCUAGGUGACACACAACAGUCACAAGCCCUGAGGCAACAACUCACCACCACCCAAGAGCAGCUUCGUUCCAAGCAUGAAGAAAGGAGGACUACACUUACGUCUCUCAAUUGAGCCCUUUCCAUUUGACAAAGGUUACAACUGGAAAGUUCUCAAAAAGAAUGAGGAACAUAUAACUGUUUCCAUGAAGCUUUAGAUUUGACUUCUGGCAAACCAUAUGUACAGCUGUUCUGAUCUCCCAGAAUUCUGCAAACAAGCAUGUUCUGCAUUUGCUUACUAGACAACAUCGCCACAAUAAUGGUGUGCCGUCCUUGCAUCCCUUGUAAAUAGCAUAUAUUUUUACAAAACACAAACAAUAUGAAGGUGCAAAUGUUAUAUCCUCAAUAUGCUGAAAUACUUGUGCAGUAGACUAACCUCCAUAAGCAUUGAGCUUAGCAUUUAAAUAUGUUAGAUUAGUAGAAAAAAAUAUGAAAUCAAAAUGUAAAUUUGGCAGCCACUGCUUUAGUGUGUGUCAUAAGAUUGUGUUCAUUUUAAAUGUGUGUGUGUGUAUGUGUGUGUGUAUGCGAGCAAUUUUUUAAACUCUUCGUGGACUUGGCACUAGGCUAACUUGGGCUUUUAUCAGGGAAUGUGCAAAAAUAGAGACACGUAGGCUGAAGCACUUGCUUUAUCCAAACUGCCUUUGUAAUACAAUUCCGUGGUUUUGGAUUUUAUUUUUGACUAGGUUCAGAGCAUUAUCGUGGAGGAAAAAUUGUUUGAGAAAUCAGAUAUUGCAAAUUUUUUGGAGGGUUUGCUUGUCUUUUUCAUUUCAUUUCAUUUCAUUGCACCUGAAGGUGCCCUAAGGGGCAUUAUAUCAGGGGACAAUUUUUGGGUGUGGUGUGUCUAAAUAGUGCAGAAGAUGAUGGUUUAUAGUGACAGCUGCAAGUGGUUAUUACUAUUCCCAGUUCUCGAGUGGUCCCCUGUGAAGUAGUCUGCAUUCACACAACCCUGGAUGCCAUUUCAGUGGGUGUUGCCAACUGAAGAACAAUGAAGUGACGCCCCCACACACCCAUAGUAAAUGAUAAGUGCCGUUGGCAGGACUGCGAUUACACAAAAAUACCCAGAAGACAAAAACACACUUCUUAUUUCUUAAGGUAGUUCACAAACAAGUGAAAGGGCCAAAAGCAAAGAUUCAUUACAACUCAUUCUGGGCAUUAGAAGCCGAAGUGUGUAUAUCACCCUGCUGAGUGUAGGUUGCCUUACUACAGUGAAACCUCUCUAGUACUGACACCCACGGGACCAGGAUUCUUGUCGCUGCAGGGAGGUCUGUACAGGAGGUAUUGGAGUAAGAGCUUUAAAGCUUGCUUGCUUGGAAACCCAGCUGUAUCCAAUAGGGGGGUGUCCGUCUAGGAGAGAUGUCCGUAAUGGGAGGUUUCACUGUAUUUGGUAUUUCUAAGGUCAUGAAGGAAAUCCUUUUGAGUAUGUUUGUCACAGUAGUUAUACCUGUAUUAUAAGAUGCAACAUUGAGAGGCAUCAGAUGGCAAAUCGUUGUAGCCCUCACACUAUCAUUUGAAUUGUCUGCCAGUAGAGCAGCAGCAUUUUCAUCUGCGUUGAUGACAUCUAGACAAUUCUCACAUAUCCCCAGCAUUUAGAAAGUAUCUCAAAGAAGCUUGACUUACUUUGUUUGAAAACUCUUAUUUUAAAUGCAAAAUGAUGGAGCUAAUGGGUGCAAUACCUGUCAGAAGCAGACUCGUUAUCAAAAUGUUUGGAGAAAAUCAGUGUUCUCAUAAAUCCCAAUUAUAAUAAAAACCAUGAUGUUGAGUGUUUUAAGCAUUUUUUCCUCAUAAAUCUAAAAGCAUGGAGCCCUAAAGUGUAUGAGUGGAUACCCACUGUGCAAAGUUUUGACUUCAAGAGCAUUUCACAAAGUGUGUCAGGGUGUGUUGUGAGUACUACAUUCUGCAGUGGUUGUAGCUGGCCAGACUGAAGAGGGAAGUUGUUCAAAUGUACUGCCAUUUGUAAUACUUUAUUAUUUAGUGCAGUAAAUGGUUGCAGAACAGU